UCACAACAAACAACAGCUACAAAGCACAAGUAAUUUCAAACAACCGGCCGUAUUUUUAUCGAUCAUACCAUUACGAUCACAACCAUGCCAUCCCAAUCCGCUCCCACUAGAUUGGCAUCGUUUCUGACGCUCCUUCCUCUCCUUUCCUUCGGUGUUGCAGCAUCAGGAGAAUGCCAGAACGAAAAUGAACAACCAUUGGAAUUCCGAUUUUUUACGGACAACAACUCGUGGAAAGACAACGGCUGGACCCUAGAGUGCACUGAACAUGGGGAGGGCUCCUCCCCAAAGCUCCUCUGGCAGACCCCCAUUGGAUCUCUCGAGCAACAAGAGAGCACAGAGGUCAUCCGCCAAUCGGCCUGCGUUCCCAACUCUUCCACAUGUACCUUGCACAUCUACGAUGCCAGCGGAAAUGGGCUUACGGGAGGUAACAGCGACAAUGACUUUACCGGUUGGUUUGCUUUCUUGCAYGGCGCGACUACCGUUGGAACCUACAAGAACCUCGAAAAUCCGUCCUUUUCUGAGUUGACCUAUUGUGUUGGGCCAAAGUGCGACAAGGCGCCCCAAGAGAAACAGAUCAACGACGAGGAUUGCCAAGACGUUGUUUACCUGGCCAUGCAGCUUGACAACAAACCACAGGACACCACCUACCAGCUGGUAUGCGGAAGUGAUGAAACCGUGGUGUGGAAUGGCUCUGGCUUCACCGAAGCUGGUGCAUAUGUCGAGGAAGAAACCUGCCUCCCAAAGGAUGUCUGCUGUCGUUUCGUCGUCACCGACGAGGACACCCAGGGACUUACCUCUUCGAUCGACACCAGCGAUCCCUCACUGUCCGACGGUACCAAAGCCGAAGGAUUUAUCUAUCUCGAGCGCAACUUUGUGCCUCUUCUCGAAUACGAUGGAUCGACCGGAACUGAAUUCAAGAUUCUAUCCAAGACAUUUGGAAGCUGCAGUUCCGAGAAGACCAGCAUUCUCGACCAAGAAGAAUCAGUGGAACAAAAUACCGAGGAAUUCAUCAAACAAAAACCCAACGAUAUCCCCGUUGUUCCUUCAGAUGAAGAUGCAGAUGGCAAAGAGCAAGGCGGAGACAGCACCACAUUGGGUAACCCCACCAAGAUUGCUGAGGAAGACAUCAACGAGCACACUGGGGAGAGAGAAAGUAGCGACGGCGAGUCCUCUAUCGAGCAAUACCUAAACCAAUUUUACAAGGAGAAAGAACAACACACUCAGGAGGAAGCCACCCAAAAAGUAGACAACCAAGAUAAGGAUGUUACUGCAGCCGAAGAAUACCUCACCGAAUUCUUUGCCGAACGGGUGAAGUCAGAUGAAGAGACCCAACCACCGCAACAGGAACCACAGCAAAAGGAGCAGGUUACCGCCCCAGAAGAUGCCAGCAGCGAUGUGGACAGCGCUGAUGCGUUUGUCGACUACGAGAACUUUCAGUACGAGCCUUUCACGGACGAUUCAUUAGUGAGCAACGACUAUGGCGACGACUUUACAGACGACCUCUUYGACGAUCAACUCUUUACAGACGACGUCGAAAUCUGGAACACUGAACCACCUACUAAAGGUCGCAACCCAUGGGAUCUCUACGAUGACGUCCUCAAGGAUGACGACCAAAGUUGGGCCGAAGUAGACGACAUCGAGGAAGAUCUCGCUUGGACAAAGGAGCAAUUGUCGGAACUCGAAAAGCUGGUGCACAAAGCCGAUGAGUCCCUACCCAUUCAACAAGAAGACGAAGGAUUGAGCUUGGGAGCCAAGAUUGGAGUCGGCGUCGCCAUUCCUCUCCUCAUCCUUUGGUCGGUCGCCCUCGUCCUGUAUUUCUUCCGAGAGCGCCUGAUGGAACGAUUCGGUGAAACCACGGAUGACGAGGUCCUCGAAAAGGCAAGCACAGGCAGCGAAGAUACCUACAGUCAGGACGACAUCCGAAGCGUUUCGUCCCUGGGGGAAGCCGUUUAAUAGCGACAUUCGACGAGAACAACAAUAACUGCACAACCAGAUC
Pseudo-nitzschia multistriata is the source of this 1996-nucleotide messenger RNA. Lineage: Eukaryota; Bacillariophyta; Bacillariophyceae; Bacillariales; Bacillariaceae. The record is from the annotation of a GenBank genome assembly.